Molecule: messenger RNA, 618 nt
Organism: Myxocyprinus asiaticus (Chinese sucker)
Lineage: Eukaryota; Metazoa; Chordata; Actinopteri; Cypriniformes; Catostomidae
Product: pro-opiomelanocortin B-like
Exons: 2
Coding region: 1-618 (205 amino acids)
Biological process (GO): neuropeptide signaling pathway
Cellular component (GO): extracellular region
Molecular function (GO): neuropeptide hormone activity
Source: RefSeq, a predicted model, not a curated record
AUGCAGUGUCAGGCCUGGAUUUUGGUUGCAGUCGUCUUGUGUUUUCAGAGCCCAUAUGUAGAUGGACACUUCUUGGAUUUGUCAAAUUGCAUGGGCCUUAAAUCUAAUGAGCAAAUAAGGCAGUGUAUUAGGCAAUGCAGAUCUAAGCAGGACGUCUCUAAUUAUGGGACAGUUUCUUCAUCUGAACAGAAAAACAAUGAGGAACAGGUUGAGGAACAGAGCCUGAGUUUGGGUCUGCUCUUAUCUGCUCUGGCACCUGGUUCACCCGAGACCCAAAAGCCCACUGGAGAACCUCCCCACAGUGAGGAGAGGAGAUCUUACUCCAUGGAGCACUUCCGCUGGGGAAAACCAAUGGGUCGCAAACGCAGACCCAUUAAAGUCUUCAUCAACAACGCCCUGGAGGAGGAGCCAGAGGAGUCCACGGAAACCUUCCGCGUGCAGCGAGAGCAGGGCGCCGUCCUGGACGUUCAACAAAGGAACAAUGUGAAGACCAACGGAAAGUAUCGCAUGACCCAUUUUCGCUGGAACACUCCACCUGAGAAACGCUACGGCGCAUUCAUGAGACCUUAUUCAGAGCAAUCCCAGAAGCCCCUGCUCACGCUGAUACGUCAUCGUUAA